Messenger RNA from Schizosaccharomyces octosporus yFS286, 3363 nucleotides. RefSeq names its product 1,3-beta-glucanosyltransferase Gas2. NCBI's taxonomy places the organism in Eukaryota, Fungi, Ascomycota, Schizosaccharomycetes, Schizosaccharomycetales, Schizosaccharomycetaceae. The record is from RefSeq and is a predicted model, not a curated record. Gene Ontology annotation, molecular function: 1,3-beta-glucanosyltransferase activity. The transcript has a single exon. Bases 421 to 1797 code for a protein of 458 amino acids. Gene Ontology annotation, cellular component: fungal-type cell wall; cytoplasm. Gene Ontology annotation, biological process: fungal-type cell wall (1->3)-beta-D-glucan biosynthetic process.
UACGGAGUUCCGAAGUUUCCGUUCUCAAAAUUUAUAUAUAAACGGAAAGAACGAAUACACCAAAUACGAAACCCUCUACGGUACCAAAAAGAGAAUUGUUACCAAUACCAUUGGAAUUGGUAAUUUAUCUAUUUCACAUGAAACGGUGAACCGAAAACCAAAUUUAAUACCUAUUGACUUUCUUUUUAUUUGUCAUUUUUUUCUGCAACAUUCCUUUAAUAUUUAUCUUGUUCGAACGUUCGAACGAAAAAAUCUCUUUUAAAAAUUUCGAAAUUGUUUCUGAUUUCCUUCCUUCUGGAUAUCUAAAAUAACUCUACACUAGAAAAUAUCCUUUGUUGUUUGUUCUUGUUCUCUUUCCUUUCCUUUAUACCAGUUUGUCUUACUUGUGUUCAUUCCAUUUCGUUUUACAAUUUCAUCGUUAUGCAUUUCCUUCAUUUAGCUCUUUCUCUUUUGACUGCUUCAACAACUGUCUUUGCCCUUGAGCCUUUGACCGUCAAAGGAAGAAAGUUCUUCCAAAAUGAUACCCAAUUUUAUAUUAAGGGUGUCGCCUACCAACCUAAGGUGAAUGCCGAAUUCACCACUACAGUAAUUGACCCUCUAGCUGAUGCUGCCAACAAGAAUUGCAGUGAGGACGCCAAGUUGAUUCGCAAUCUUGGUGCUAACACAAUUCGCGUAUACUCCGUGAACGCUAGUUUGGACCAUGACAAAUGUAUGAACGCUUUCAAGAAUGAAAGUAUCUACGUCUUUUUGGAUGUGGCCAACCCCUCAACCGGUAUUGAUCGUACUGAUCCUACUUGGACCACAACUCAGUACGAUGCUUACAAACAAGUUGUUGAUGUUUUUUCGAAAUACAACAACACUGCUGGAUUUCUUGCCGGGAACGAAGUCGUUAACAAUGCUAGUAAUGUGCCUUCUGCUGCUUAUGUCCGCUCUGCCAUCCGUGAUUUAAAGUCCUACAUUAAGUCUAAAAAAUACCGCAGCAUUCCUGUCGGUUAUGCCGGUGCCGAUAUUCCAGAUAUUCGCAAUGAACUCGCUGCUUACUUAACUUGUAAUGCUACCAAUACCCCUCAGGACAAUGCUACAGAGGCCGAUUUUUUGGGUUAUAAUAAUUAUGAAUGGUGUGGUAACUCCAACUUCUACGCUUCCGGUUAUGCUGCUCGUACAAAUGAGCUCCAAAACAUCACUGUCCCCAUCUUCUUUUCUGAAUUUGGUUGCAAUAUCAUCUCUCCACGUACCUUUUCUGAGGUCCAAGCAAUUUACUCCAAAAACAUGACCGACGUUUGGAGCGGUGGUAUAGUAUAUGAAUUCUCCGAAGAAGUAAAUGGCUAUGGGUUGGUUAACAUAACCUCCACUGGUGAGCGUGUUAAAAAUGCCGAUUUUGGAAACUUGCAAAAACAAUGGGCUAGUGUCAACCCCGAGAAGAUGUCACUUCUUUCUUAUAAUACCUCCGACACUCGUCUUCCCGAAUGCCCUGCCAGAAAUAAGACUAGCUGGGCUGUCGCUUCUGAUGCCUUCCCAAUCACCCCCAAUGCCACUUUCUGCGACGAUGCUGUCAAAAACCUUCAUUGCUCUGUGCAAGGUGAACCGAAAGGUUCUAAGAUUGGUCAAGUCUUAGGCGAAUUGUGCUACUAUGACCAAGAAGCUUGUGCUGACAUUAGCAGCGAUCCCUACAACGGUCAUUAUGGAAAAUUCUCUGGUUGCACUGGUAAACAACAACUAAGUUUCGCUUUGGAUGCAUACACCAAGCACCACGGAGAUGAGGCUUGCAGCUGGGGUGGUGUUGGUGUCUUAUCCUAGAUUAUUUUCAAAGUAUGGGAUUACAGUUAAAAACAUAAAGUAGUCUUUUAAUUACCGUUUUAUUUUCUUUUGAGAGCUCAUGCUUUGAUAUGCUACAAUCAAAGUAAGUAUUGUCCUUUAAGGAAUAAAAUAUUCGUUAAUUCCUCAAUAUCUGAGUGGGGGGUGUAAUUAAGAUAGUAGAGAAAUGCUAUGGCAGUAUCAUAUGCAUCUUUUCCUGCUUCAUGCGAAUUUUUUGUAAUCAUCAUUAUGCUAUAUGGUCCUCGAUCAAGUGAAGACAAGCGAGAGCAAAGUCGGCUACUUUCUGUACUAAGGACUAAGACCUUCUCAACUAAAGCCUGCAAGUUGGAAGAGCCAUUGUCUAUGACAUGCUGGAGAUCUGGGGAUUUUGAGUAAAGUACUUUGGUGUCGUGUACAGAACUAAACGAAGUAUGAAGCAGACUUUUAAAAUCAUUAUAGGUCUCUGGAAGAGUUCCUUCGAAUACCGAAAAUAAGUACAUUAGAUCAGCUAAACCAUUGUGACAUACUAUCCUCUUUCUCUUUGAAAGCAAGUAAUCCCAAAGUUUGCGAAACCCGACAGCCUCAUCAAGUAACUGAACACUUUUUUCAUAAAAAGUCCUUUUUCUGGAGUCUAUGGAAUCCGCUCCGGGAUUCUGACGUUCUGAAGUGCGUGAAUUGUGAGACUCAGACACACGAAUUUGAACGAAGCUAUUCUUUGAUACGCUUUGGAGAUCAUUGUAUUGAGAUUCCACUAAGUUAUGAACCGCUUUUUGAUAAUAACGGUUUGAUGUAUCCACAUUUAAAUAAUUGCAUGCUCCUUCCUUGCCUAAUUCAGAACGCCAUUUUUCAAUUUGAGCUUUGGUUUCUCUCACCAAUGAUUGUGCGGUAGCAUCAAGAGAUAUAAAUUCCUUUUCUGGUUUAAAUUUAUGUUUUGUUAAUUUGUAGAGAUAUGAUUCUUCUGUUCUUGAUAAGUAAGGUACACCCUUGUCAAGCUGCUUUUGAAAAUCAAAUCCAUGUCGCAGAAGAAAAGCCAAAGUUGAUGUUUCUAUACAAUAAUCUCUUCGAAAAAAUAGAUUAGUAUCUGUCAAAGGAGUGAGAUUAAAUGUGUACGGAGUACAUGAAGCUAAUCCAUCCUUGGUAAAAGAAAUGAAGGUUAAUCCAAUCUGGAGAAUUGAAUAUUUCAAAGCACUUUCUCGAAGACCCUCAAACUGACCUAUGAAGGAUAUGUAAUUUUCGUUCAUCGUUGAGUUUUGAUUAUCUUUGAUUUUGCCUAAUAAUCCUGAAAAUUCACAAUCGAUAGCAAUAUAAGCUGCAUUUUCAAUCUCAUUUUGUAAACUACUAAAUUCUCUCGCAAAAUUAUCACCAUUGACCUCCAUUGGUUUUCGUGUUUUGAAGCUUCUUGGUCAUAAGCCAAAGCAAGAAACGAAAAAUACGGUUUGAAAAUGCUAUUGGAUUCGCUGAUGCUUCAAGUAAGUCCCAGUUACUAUAGCCGAUAUUACCAGAGAUUAUCAUUUUAGUGUAUGAUGUACUCUUGGUGUGAAAUGUCAUUACUUUAGACUCAAAAAAUAA